AUGAGUCCUUUAUUGAACAUUGUAAUAUGUAUAGUAGAAUUUAUUAAUGUAAUAACAUUUCCUAUUUACUUACUCGUCAAAGCAAAUUCUUUAUUUCAUUCCAAUGCUCAUGUAUUUUAUAUAACUGGUUCAAUAUAUCUUGGUUUUUUCUUUCUACUUAAGCUUAUAAUAAUCAAACAAUCACAGCUUUCACCUGACAAGAAAUAUUUAUUUAAAUUGAACUUUAUUGCUUUAUCAUUUAGUGAUAUGGUUGGAAUUAUACUUCUUUAUUCUCAAAACAUGUAUUUUACCAAAGGAUUUAUUGCUAUUUAUUUACUGAUAAUGACAAGAUGCAUCGAUCCGAAUUCUUUUUGGAUUAAAGGUACGACGACAGAUAACGAUAAUAUUUCAAAUAUUGAUAAUACGUUUGAUAUCAAUGGUGCUCGUGAUUAUCGAUGA
Messenger RNA from Scutellospora calospora, 438 nucleotides. The record is from the annotation of a GenBank genome assembly. NCBI's taxonomy places the organism in Eukaryota, Fungi, Glomeromycota, Glomeromycetes, Diversisporales, Gigasporaceae.